Messenger RNA from Macrosiphum euphorbiae (potato aphid), 510 nucleotides. Lineage: Eukaryota; Metazoa; Arthropoda; Insecta; Hemiptera; Aphididae. The record is from the annotation of a GenBank genome assembly.
AUGUUUGAAAGGUUCAUUAAGAUUUCAAAACAAAAAAGGUCAUCCAAAAUAUUACAAAUUAUCGCCAGUCAUAAUAAAAGUGCUCAUGUUAAGUCGGAUAUGAUUUUAAAAGUUAACAGCUUCACAUGGAUGGUUAAUUCACAAACUGAUCCUAAAACAAAAUAUACUAUCGAAAAAAAUAAUUUACCUUGCAGCGACUGUGUUUUACGUUGUGAAUAUUGUGAAAUUUGUGUUCACAUGUUUAAAUGUUCGUGUAUGGACAAUAUUAUAUACUUAAAUAUUUGUAAGCACAUCCAUGCGAUCGCCAAAUUAGAUGUUUUAAUAGUUCAAUCAUUAUCUAAUGUAAAUACGUCUAAUACAGAUGAAAUUGAUAAACUGAGAAGAGAAAUUUUAAAUAAUAGAGAGACAAAUAGUAUAGAUUUACACAAGGAAAUAAAUAAUAAAAUGGAAUCAAUGUUAGGCCUUAGGCAUUUACAGCGGAGCAACAUUAGGUAUAGAAAGCCAACAUAA